AUGGAGGCAGAGAGGUUGCACGGGCCCCGUCUCCAUCGGUGUCAUCCGUGGAGGGAGAGCAUGCAACGGCUCACAAGGAGGUUGCUGUGCUGCUGCUCCUGUGUGGGAGGUGAAGACAAGGCCCUGCCACCAGGCCAGAGCCAGAGAGGGCAGAGCGGAGAGAGGGAUACCCAGCCUGAGUGGACCAGUCUGGGGGAGCAGGCGGAGGACCAGGGGGUGUCAGAGGAGGGAGAGGCCAGUGCUAUUCACAUCACUGUGGAGGAUCUGAGGGUAGGUCAGGCUCUGGGGCUGGUCAACCCCAGCUUCACCCUGACUGGAGAAGAGGAGGAGGAGGAGGAGGAGGAGGAGGAGGAGGAGGAGGAGGGGGUGAAGGAGGGGGCACUAGUCCAGAGGUUCUGCACUGUUAGUCGAUCUGCCAGCUAUGGGUCAGCCGUCUGCAGAGCUCUGAAAAAGCCUCUCGCCUCCCUGCCUCUCCAGCCUGGAGGAGACCUUGGGAGGGGGAGCAAGGAGGAACAGGAGGAGAAGAUGGAGGUAGAGGAGGACCCAAUAUUGUUCGACACACCUGUCUACUCAGGUACAGAUAGCCUCCUGACUCCGCCUGUCAUCAACCUGAUCCCGCCCACUCCCUCUGACAUCAUAAAUGACGACCAAUUCUUUGACGACAUCCUCGUGGCGCAAACGUCUGGGACUGAUAGCGAUGGGAGGAGCUACGCCGGCGGGGAAGAGCAGGAGGAGAGUGAGGAAGAGGAGAGGAUGGAACAGGACGUCUUGGAGCAGGAGACGGAGGAGGAGGAGGAGGGGACCAACACAGACACUGAGACCCAGGAGAGGCAGGCGGUGGAUGGGAGGAAAGGGGAUCUAGGAGAUCCAGACCUGGAGGUGUUCCUCAAAGCUCCAGCCACUGAGAGGGAGGGGGAGGUCAGGGUCAGGGCUGUUGAGGGGGAGAAGGAGAGACCCAAGCCCAGCUUCCUCCGUAGUGCCUACCAGGUGGCUCCUCUACCUGAGUACCCAUGCAAGAGUGAGUCCCUCUCACCAUUAGGACCUGCCCAUCCCUUCUCUCUCUGGUCUGUUAUAAUAGGACCCAUCACUCUACUACAGUCCCAGAAACUCUACACCCUUUCAAAAGGAAUUCAACCAGUGUGAUUUUUUUGUUUAAUCUCUGAAAUAUUUGAUCCAAAUGGAUUUAUUUGUCAUCUUUUCUAUUCUAGGGAGCUUCAACACAACCAUCAACCAGCUGUUGUUCACUGAGCACAACCUGGGUGAGUGA
Coregonus sp. 'balchen' is the source of this 1267-nucleotide messenger RNA. The record is from the annotation of a GenBank genome assembly. Lineage: Eukaryota; Metazoa; Chordata; Actinopteri; Salmoniformes; Salmonidae.